AUGAUAAUAAUCGGUGUGGAAUGGAGCACGAGAGAUUGCUUGUUACACAAGCAAAACAAGAAAGCUAAGCCCCUCAACAUUCCAAUUGAAUGCUUUAAAUGGGAAAAACAGAUCACAAUCAGUGCAGUUUUUCGAGGAUUUCCUCAAGAUGAUUUCCAUAAACCUGCAAAGAAAUUUAUUCAUACAUCAGCAUAA
Clunio marinus is the source of this 195-nucleotide messenger RNA. The record is from the annotation of a GenBank genome assembly. NCBI's taxonomy places the organism in Eukaryota, Metazoa, Arthropoda, Insecta, Diptera, Chironomidae.